Molecule: messenger RNA, 528 nt
Organism: Metschnikowia bicuspidata var. bicuspidata NRRL YB-4993
Lineage: Eukaryota; Fungi; Ascomycota; Pichiomycetes; Serinales; Metschnikowiaceae
Product: Mg-dependent acid phosphatase
Exons: 1
Coding region: 1-528 (175 amino acids)
Molecular function (GO): acid phosphatase activity
Source: RefSeq, a predicted model, not a curated record
AUGACUGAGUACUCGUAUCCACACGCUGUGGUGUUUGAUCUUGACUAUACUUUAUGGCCAUUUUGGUGUGAUUAUCACGUGGACCCACCGAUUUCCCGAGUCACUGAUUCCGAGCUCAAGGACUCAUCUGGCUACAAACUUGCGCUUUGUCCAGAUGUUGAAUCCAUCAUCCGCGAGCUCGUAGAGAAUAACGUCACCAUUAUUAGUGCCAGCAGAACGCCGACACCCCAUAUCGCCAAAAAAGUCUUGUCGUUGAUCAAAAUCAACGGUAAGCCCAUGAUCGAGCAUUUCCACUCUUUGCAGUGGGGCGAGGGAACGAAGAUCAAGCAUAUCUCGAGAGCAGUUCAGGAUCUCGGGCUCGAGGACCAUUUGGAAAACGGCAGUUUCAUUUUGUUUGAUGACGAGGCCAGAAACAGGGACGUGGAGUCGAUCGGAUGCCACUUUGCCUUCAUCGAGGAUUACAGGAGAGGCUUGACAAGACCGAUUUUCGAAAACGCAUUGAAGACGUGGACUUCGGCGCAAAAAUAG